This is a messenger RNA of Prunus avium (sweet cherry), 1279 nucleotides long. RefSeq lists its product as uncharacterized. NCBI's taxonomy places the organism in Eukaryota, Viridiplantae, Streptophyta, Magnoliopsida, Rosales, Rosaceae. The record is from RefSeq and is a predicted model, not a curated record.
CAUUUCUUUUUUCCCCACCACCAACUCAAAACCAAAACUCCCAAGCGUCUCUCUCUCUCUCUCUCUCUCUCUCUCUCUCUCUCUGUGUAGUUUAAACUUUCAAGCAUCAAACCCUCAAAAACCCCAAACUGUCUACGAUUGAACAAAACGAAAAUGCAAGCGGUUUCGGUGCUGUCUUUGUCUCCCAGCUUCAAUUCGUACGAUUCGAAGAACGAAUUUGAAUACGCGCAGCUCUCUGCAAAUUUCAGCUCCAAGCUCAAAAUCGCUGGUUCCGGUAGCGAUUUCGAAUUCAAUGACACUAAACCCGUAGCUUUAGAUAACGAGAAGGAGAAGCCGGAAAUGGAAGAGAGCGAAGGUGUUCAGAACGCCGACGUCGGUGGUGAUUGCGAGAAGCACGAAGAUGAAGACGAUUUCUCUUUCGUCUGCACCAACCCCGACGGAUCGCCGAUUUCCGCCGACGAUAUAUUCCAAAAUGGCCAGAUCCGUCCGGUGUAUCCGAUUUUCAACCGGGAUCUCCUGUUCGCCGACGCCGACGACGGCGGUUCUUCCAGAGCCAGAGGGGCUGCCGCUUCGUCUUCCUCUCUGCGGCCCCCAUUGAAGAAGCUCUUCUUCGAAGAGCGGGAUACGCCGUCGUCCUCGGCGUCCGAGUCGGACGAGCUCGAAGGAGUCCCCGAAGGAACGUACUGCGAGUGGUCCAGGAAGCCCGUGGUGGUUGCGCCGGAGCUCAAGAACAAGAGCAAUUCGACGGGGUCGUCGAAGCUGUGGAGAGUCAGAGACUUGAAGCUCCGGAGCAACAGCGACGGGAAAGACGCGUUCGUGUUCCUGAACCCUAAUUCGACGACGAGGAGCCCAAAGCCAAGCCAGGAAACGGCCGAUAACAAGAGCGGCGCUAAGAUUGUGAAGACGGUGGAAAAGGUUAAGGGGAAGGCUAAGAAAGCCGAAACGGUUUCGUCGGCGCACGAGAAGCAUUACGUAAUGAACCGAGCGAAGAAGGAGGGGGAUAAACGGCGGUCGUACUUGCCGUAUAGGCAGGAUCUGGUUGGGUUCUUCACCAAUGUGAACGGCUUGAGCAGAAACGUUCAUCCUUUCUGAGGGCUCACCCGUCAUUAACCAUUUAUUUAUUUAUUUUUGUUUACUCAUUGGAGUUUUUUCAUUGAUUAAUUAAUUAAUUAAUGUAAAUUACUGGAGACGGAUGAAAUGGUAUUUUCCAUUAGGAACCGCAAUAUGUAUAUUUUCUUUUCAAAGGAACGACGCGUUAUUAGAAACGACGCAAUAUGUA